Molecule: messenger RNA, 1062 nt
Organism: Parathielavia appendiculata
Lineage: Eukaryota; Fungi; Ascomycota; Sordariomycetes; Sordariales; Chaetomiaceae
Product: guanine nucleotide binding protein, alpha subunit
Exons: 4
Coding region: 1-1062 (353 amino acids)
Biological process (GO): G protein-coupled receptor signaling pathway
Cellular component (GO): heterotrimeric G-protein complex
Molecular function (GO): GTP binding; GTPase activity; G protein-coupled receptor binding
Source: RefSeq, a predicted model, not a curated record
AUGGGUUGCGGAAUGAGCACAGAGGAGAAGGAGGGGAAGGCUCGGAACGAGGAGAUCGAAAAUCAGCUCAAGAGGGAUCGCAUGCAACAGCGCAAUGAAAUCAAGAUGCUGCUUCUGGGUGCUGGUGAAUCCGGAAAGUCCACGAUUCUGAAGCAGAUGAAGCUCAUUCACGAGGGCGGCUACUCGCGCGACGAGCGGGAAUCCUUCAAGGAGAUCAUCUUCAGCAACACCGUCCAGUCAAUGCGUGUCAUCCUCGAGGCGAUGGAGUCCUUAGAGCUGCCCCUGGCGGACUCCAGGAUGGAGUACCACGUGCAGACCAUCUUCAUGCAACCAGCACAAAUUGAGGGCGAUGUUCUGCCGCCCGAGGUCGGCAAUGCCAUUGAGGCGCUGUGGAGGGAUGCGGGCGUCCAGGCUUGCUUCAAGCGGUCACGGGAGUACCAGUUGAACGACUCGGCGCGAUACUACUUCGAUAACAUCGCUCGUAUUGCGGCCCCCGACUACAUGCCCAACGACCAGGACGUCCUGCGGUCGCGUGUCAAGACCACUGGUAUCACCGAGACGACCUUCAUCAUCGGUGAACUCACGUACCGCAUGUUCGAUGUCGGUGGCCAGCGAUCUGAGCGGAAGAAGUGGAUCCACUGCUUCGAGAACGUCACGACCAUCCUGUUCCUGGUCGCCAUCUCGGAGUAUGACCAGCUGCUCUUCGAGGACGAGACGGUGAAUCGCAUGCAGGAGGCCCUCACUCUGUUCGACUCAAUCUGCAACUCAAGGUGGUUCAUCAAGACAUCCAUCAUUCUCUUCCUGAACAAGAUCGAUCGGUUCAAGGAGAAGCUGCCGGUCAGCCCGAUGAAAAACUACUUCCCCGACUACGAGGGUGGCGACGACUACGGCGCGGCGUGCGACUACAUUCUGAACCGCUUCGUCAGCCUGAACCAGCACGAGAGCAAGCAGAUCUACACACAUUUCACAUGCGCGACGGACACGACACAGAUUCGCUUCGUCAUGGCUGCUGUCAACGACAUUAUCAUCCAGGAGAAUCUCCGUCUCUGCGGUCUUAUUUGA